Molecule: messenger RNA, 993 nt
Organism: Limulus polyphemus (Atlantic horseshoe crab)
Lineage: Eukaryota; Metazoa; Arthropoda; Merostomata; Xiphosura; Limulidae
Product: helicostatins-like
Exons: 2
Coding region: 59-670 (203 amino acids)
Source: RefSeq, a predicted model, not a curated record
UCAACAGACAGGGAACAACACAUAGCGUUAUUUCAAAAGUCCUGACUGCUACUGUGACAUGCUUUCAUCUGUUGUAACCAGUAUGUUUCUCGGAAUGUCGAAAGGAAUAGUUUUCACCUGCGUCUUUUUCUGGAUGACCGGAUCCAUUGGAAUUGCAUUUGGCGAAGAAGGAGAGGUUUUCACGGAGAAAAGAAAUCACGACCUUUAUAGAUUCGGUCUCGGUAAAAGAAGAGAACAACAUACUGGUGAUGACCUUCAAGCCAAACGAGCUGACCCUGUGUACGACUUCGGGCUAGGGAAGAGAAAUGUAUUCUUUUAUCCUGACGAGCCUCUUUCAGAAGACGAAAAUUUGUUUCUCAAAUACAAUGACUUCUCUCAACAACUGGAACCACUUAUCUCAAAUUACAAAAAUAAACACGGUUUCAUCUACGAUUAUGGACUGAACAAAAGAGAUGCCGAGAAAGAUCGAUUUUCUUCUGGUUUGGGAAAACGGAACGAAAACAGUUUUAACUUGGGUCUUGGAAAACGCAUUUUUUUAGAUUCUUUUUUACCGCAAGAGUACGAAGAUUUUAUUAAAAGGCGGUUUCAUUUUGGAUUGGGAAAACGCGUGAAUCGAGAGUACAACUUCGGUCUAGGCCGAAAGAAAAGAGAAAUCGACCUUUUUCUUUAGAAUGAAAUGGUAACAAGUUUCGUUUUAAGCGUGACUCUACUGACAUAGAAAAUAAACUUUCGGUCAUUUGUUAGUUUAAAGUGUCCUAUUCUAAUAUCAGUAACAAACAGAAAAAGUGACUAAAGAAUUAUUAACUGUUAACUUUUAAUCCCUGUAUAUCGCUUCAACCGCUUGUAUGUUAGUAUACAUGUUUCUAUUUGGUCACAUGACAGAACCUAAUAAUUGUAUUUUUCCUGCUAUAUUUUUAUUUUUUUUUGUUUGUGCAAACUUUCAAAAAGGGAUUAUCUGACCAAUAUGGGAAUAUUUUUAAUUUGUAACAUGAG